UCCACUACUCAUCCGUCAUCACCAUUUCACUUUCUCUCUCUCUCUCUCUCUCUCUCUCUUCUCUCUCUCUCUAUUCUUUCCCUUCAAUAUCUUAUUUUCCUUAUAACCCAUCUCCUUAGUACACACUUACCUCUCUUCCUUCCUCUCUCUCUUGCUUAAAACUCAUUACAGUCACGCUAUGCAAUAACGUUAUAGUAGCCGCCAUGGCCACUGUGAGGAAGCUCAUCGUGGAGGUGGUAGAGGCUCACAAUCUCCAACCCAAGGAUGGGCACGGCGCUUCGAGUCCUUACGUUGUUGUUGACUUCUAUGGCCAACGGAAGAGAACCAAGACUGUGAUGAGUGACCUGAACCCUACGUGGAAUGAACCUUUGGAGUUCACCGUGGGAGGCCCAUCUGACGUGUUCGGUGAUACACUUGAGAUUGAUGUCUACCAUGAUCGUCGCAUUGGACCAAGCCGGAGAAACAACUUCUUGGGUCGGAUCCGGUUGAGUUCCACCCAGUUCGUUCGUAAAGGUGAGGAGGCAUUGAUUUUCUUUCCCUUAGAGAAGAAGAGUUUAUUCAGUUGGGUUCAAGGUGAGAUUGGUUUGAAGAUAUACUACGUCGAUGAGGUAGUCCCUCCGCCGUCUCCUGCGCCACCUGCGGUGGAGGAAGUGAAGGAUGAGAAAGAAAAGGAGAAAGAGAAAGAGAAACCACCAGAAGUGGCUGCAGGAUCUGCACCACCACCGUCUGGGGAGCCGGCAGCACCGGAGGGAGAGAAAAUGACUGAUACUCCAUCGGCAGAGCCGCCACCGGAACCCAGCCCUGCGCCACCCGCAGAGGCAGCACCACCAGUAGAGGAACCUUCACCGCCACCACCGGAAAACACCAAUGAAGCAGCGAAGGCGCCAGAACCCGAAGUAAGUAAAAAUCCGGUGGACCCACCACCAGAACCAACACUUCCUGAUACUGAAAACGAGGCGAAUCCCCCCAAAAUGGUCCCAUCUCCUGAAGAAAUGUCGCAGACCGCAUCCAUCCCUGACCUUAAAGUUCCCGGAUUCAAACCCGCCCGGCCAAUCUACCGGCAACCAACGCCGGGUUAUCUAGAUUUCACGUCAGAGCCAUCAGAGAGGAUUCCAAAAGAACGGUGCUCUUACGAUCUGGUGGAGAAGAUGCACUACCUGUUCGUUCGUGUCGUCAAGGCUCGAUACAUACCCACCAACGGCAACCCGGUAGUCGAGAUCCUCGUUUCAGGCAGUCAGGUCCGGACCAAGCCGGCCCGGAAAAGCAACUUCUUUGAGUGGGACCAGACCUUCGCCUUCAGUCGCGAAUCGCCCGAGUUAGCCUCCACGUUGGAUGUCUCCGUGUUGGACGUUUCCAACUCGGACCACACGGCUGACGUGGCAGGUAAAUUCCUCGGCGGAGUUUGCUUCGACGUAACGGAGAUCCCGUUGCGGGACCCACCAGAUAGCCCACUGGCUCCGCAAUGGUACAGGUUGGAAGGAGCUCGGGCCCGCAAUGGCGAUCUGAUGCUAGCAACGUGGAUCGGCACCCAAGCUGACGAAUCCUUCUCCGACGCGUGGAAAACUGAUACAGCUGGCAGCAUUAGCUCACGUUCAAAGGUCUACCUCUCCCCGAAGCUUUGGUACCUUAGAGCAACGGUCAUCGAAGCCCAAGACAUUCUGCCGGUAACGGCGUUACGUGAAUCCAGCUUUUUAAUUAAGGCUCACCUAGGUUUUCAAGUACUCAAGACGAAAAUCUCCGUCAGCCGUAACGGAUCACCGUCAUGGAACGAAGAUCUCAUAUUCGUCGCUGCUGAGCCUUUUGGUGAUCAUCUGGUUUUCUCACUGGAAAACCGCCAAUCAAAGGAAUCUCCUGUUUUGGGGAUCGCCAGAAUACCACUAGCGAGUAUCGAACGACGUGUCGACGACCGGAAAGUGGUAUCACGGUGGUUUAGCCUCGAAGAUGCCGUGGAUGAGAAGGUGGUUUACAAAGGGCGUAUCCACCUACGCCUGUGCUUCGAUGGAGGAUAUCACGUGAUGGACGAAGCUGCUCACGUGUGCAGCGACUUCCGUCCGACCGCAAGGCAGCUCUGGAAACCACCAGUAGGUACGGUCGAGCUUGGUAUCAUCGGAUGCAAGAAUCUUCUCCCCAUGAAGACAAUCAACGGUAAAGGAUCCACCGAUGCCUAUUCCGUCGGCAAGUACGGUCAGAAGUGGGUGCGGACGCGUACGGUCACAGACAGCUUGGAUCCUAAGUGGAACGAGCAGUACACGUGGAAUGUUUACGAUCCUAGUACGGUGCUCACCAUAGGAGUGUUCGACAGCUGGGGGGUAUACGAGAUUGACGGUUCUAAUUCUAAAGACCCGGACAUGGUGAGACCCGAUUUCCGAAUCGGUAAGGUACGGAUACGUAUCUCGACUCUGGAAACAGGUCGGGUGUAUAGAAAUACGUAUCCAUUGCUCCUGUUGUCACCUACGGGGGUGAAGAAGAUGGGAGAUAUAGAGCUCGCUGUACGGUUCGUCCGUGGGGUUCCCACUCUUGAUCUCUUGCAAGUGUACGCGCAACCCAUGAUGCCGUCGAUGCACCAUAUCAGACCACUUGGAGUGUUUCAACAAGAAAUGUUAAGGAAAGCGGCGACGAAGAUCGUGGCCCAACACUUGUCAAGAUCAGAACCGCCGGUAAGGCGUGAAGUGGUGCUAUACAUGCUUGAUGCCGAUUCACAAACUUUUAGUAUGAGGAAGGUACGUGCGAAUUGGUACCGGAUCAUCAAUGUCAUAGCUGGACUGUUCGAUAUGGUCCGAUGGGUGGAGGAUACACGUACAUGGAAGAACCCAACCGCUACGCUGCUUGUGCAUGCAUUGUUGGUGAUGCUGGUGUGGUUCCCUGAUCUAAUAAUUCCCACCCUUGCAUUCUCUGUGUUCGUGAUCGGUGCAUGGAACUAUAGGUUCCGGGUGCGGGACCCACUGCCACACCUUUGCCCAAAGAUCUCACAGGCGGAUGCAGUGGAUCGGGAUGAGUUGGAUGAGGAGUUUGAUACAGUGCCAAGUAGUAGAUCAGCGGAGGUGGUACAUGCGAGAUAUGAUAAGUUAAGGACGCUAGGAGCGAGGGUGCAGACGUUAUUGGGUGACUUGGCAACGCAGGGGGAGAGGGUACAGGCGCUGGUGACGUGGAGGGAUCCACGGGCAACGGGGAUAUUUGUGGGGUUGUGUUUUGUGGUGGCGAUACUAUUGUACUUGGUACCUACAAAGAUGGUAGCAAUGGCGUCGGGGUUCUAUUAUCUGCGCUAUCCGAUGUUCCGAGAUCGGAUGCCCCCACCAGCCUUGAAUUUCUUCAGGAGGCUUCCAGCACUAUCGGAUCGUAUCAUGUAAGGGUGGAAGCAAGGUAUAUUGUUUAUAAAAGAAAAAGUUGCACUUUACGUACUGGAUCAAUUUCGAGGGCUUUUCUCUUUCUUUUUUCCUUAUAAAUUAGUCCUUAACUGUAAUUUCAGCAAAGUUUUUGCAUUGUAAUAAUUGGAAAUAUAUUAGGUUUUAUUGUUCAA
This is a messenger RNA of Macadamia integrifolia, 3517 nucleotides long. RefSeq names its product FT-interacting protein 7. The coding region runs from base 204 to 3347 and encodes 1047 amino acids. The record is from RefSeq and is a predicted model, not a curated record. NCBI's taxonomy places the organism in Eukaryota, Viridiplantae, Streptophyta, Magnoliopsida, Proteales, Proteaceae. The transcript has a single exon.